UCUUCAUCGUUUCUUUCUCCACUACAGUGUGCUAAGGAAGUUUUUGUUUUUGUUCUUCCAAGCAUUUAAGAAGGAAAUGGACGCUUCAAAGUCCUUUGGGAAAAGGCAUAAUGAUGGCUUCCGUAGCCCUUCCUCUGGCAAAGAAUUGAGUGAAGUGUUUUUGAAACGCAGGAAGGUGAAUCGAGCAUUGGUGACAUUCAGGAACUUGUUCGACAAGCUAAUGCAUCAGUACAAAAUGUACGAACCUGGGAAUCCGAAGGUUAAGAAUAAAGCUCUGUUGGAUGCAGCAAUGACAAUGAAAAGUGAACAUCAAUGGGAGAACACUCAAAAGCGCGUGGGACAUGUACUAGGAAUCGAAGUGGGUGAUGUUUUUCAGUACUGGGUGGAACUCAAUGUCAUUGGCCUCCAUAAGCAGUUUUGGCAUGGAAUUGAUUAUAAGAUAAUGGACAACGGCUCGUUGGCCACAAGCAUUGUAGUAACAGAUCGCUAUGAUAAUGCUAGGAAAUCUAAUGGGACAUUGGUUUAUGAAGGUCAUGGAGGAAAUCCUGCUGUUGGGAAAAAUGUUUCACUUCGUGAUCAAAAACUGGAAGGAGGAAAUUUGGCGCUGAAAAAUAGCAUGCAAGCUAGAAGUCCAGUGAGAGUUAUAUUGAAAGUUUGUGGAAAGUUUGAUGGUGCAUUCAGUUCCAGUAGCAGUAAUUCUCAUUACUCAUAUGUUUAUGAUGGUUUGUAUUUGGUGGAUACAAUGAACAUAGAAAGAGGGAGAUAUGGAAAGCUUGUGUUCAAGUUUGGACUGAAUAGGAUUUUGGGACAACCUCCAACUUGUGUUUCCCUUAAGGACCAUGAUGAAAAUUCUAGUCAACUUGCAAGUUUUAGUGCUAGGAAGAAACUCAAACCGAAAGAUUGUGAUGCUGAAAAGGAGGUUGUUCGAGUUGAAGAUCUUUCAAAUGGUAGGGAGAAGUUUGCUAUUAGGGUGGUGGCUCCAAGUGAUUGUGUUCAGCUACCCACAUCCUUUGUUUAUGUUGUAAGUAACAUUUACUCCAAGAAGUUCGAGCAGGCAACUCUUUCUGGCUGUGAUUGUGCUGAUGGGUGUGUUGACAAAGAAAAUUGUGUCUGCUUGAGGAAGAAAAAGGGUAGCAAAAUGCCGAAUGGUUGUAAUAAAAGAAGACUUGCUUCUGGGAUGGAAUCAUCGGUUAUAUAUGAGUGUGGCCCAUCUUGCAAGUGCUUCUCUUCUUGCAUCAACCGAGUAACUCAGCAUGGUAUUCAGUUUCAGCUAGAAAUCUUCAUGACAGAACAGAAAGGUUGGGGUGUUAGAACACGCUCAUUCAUUCCCUGUGGAAGCUUUGUAUGUGAGUAUAUUGGAGAAAUCAAUGACUAUAUGGAGGCUAGAUGGAGGCUAGAUAGUGACUAUAUAUUUCACAUGGGUGUUGGAAAGGUCUUCAUCAAUGCAAGCAAAUUUGGAAAUGUUGGAAGAUUCAUAAAUCAUAGUUGUUCUCCAAAUCUCCGUAUAAAAAAUGUUCAGUAUGAUCACAGUGACAAGAAUCUUCCCCACAAGAUGCUGUUUGCUGUAAAGGACAUUCCUGCUGGUAAAGAGCUGAGUUAUGACUAUAAUUCCUUCAAUGGAAAAUUUAUCAAGUGUAGGAGUAAUAGCUGCUACUGCGGAACACCGGAAUGCAAUGGACGGAUCUACAUUUAAAGGUGGGAAUUUUAAACUGUCUUUAAGUUCUGCUUUUUUUGGCACUGUUGAAGGUAAUAUAGAUAUGCAUAUAUUACAUAUACUGGCACCAUUAUUUCAGAUGUAUAAGGUGGUGCACAGUAUGUCAAGGAUGUAUGUAUGUUUAAUGUUGUGUCAAUAAUAGACAUAAGGGAACUUGGAAAGGAGAAGUCUGGUUGAUGACUUUUUGACAUAAAGUUGUCAUUGAAUCUCCUAUAGUAAUAUUCAUGUUCAAUUUCUUGACACUUACACGUCAUCUUGGAAAAUGUUGUUGAUGAGUUCUGCUCUAUUGGCUGAAACAUGGCUGUCAAAAUCAUGAUUUAGAACACGUCAUCUUGGAAAAUGUUGUUGAUGAGUUCUGCACUAUUGGCUGGAA
This is a messenger RNA of Vigna unguiculata (cowpea), 2087 nucleotides long. RefSeq names its product histone-lysine N-methyltransferase, H3 lysine-9 specific SUVH5-like. The record is from RefSeq and is a predicted model, not a curated record. Gene Ontology annotation, molecular function: double-stranded DNA binding; zinc ion binding; protein binding. Lineage: Eukaryota; Viridiplantae; Streptophyta; Magnoliopsida; Fabales; Fabaceae. Gene Ontology annotation, cellular component: nucleus.